AUGGACGAUUCAGAUGGAGAGCGGUCAGACAGUGGAGGCUCGACUGCGCUGGAUUCAGAGUUUGACGUUGUCGAUAAUGAAUCCAUGUCGGGUACGAUCGACAGUCAACGGAAUCAAAUGGAACGACAAUUCGAGAAGAAGAACGGCACAAGCGAUUCGUGUUUAAAUGGUCGCCUCAACGGACCAAAGGUUGGUACCCUUCAUUUCAAUGGUGAAGACGAACAGAAAGCUCGUUUGAAAGGUACUCGGUAG
Messenger RNA from Anisakis simplex (herring worm), 252 nucleotides. The record is from the annotation of a GenBank genome assembly. Lineage: Eukaryota; Metazoa; Nematoda; Chromadorea; Rhabditida; Anisakidae.